Molecule: messenger RNA, 4032 nt
Organism: Synchiropus splendidus (mandarinfish)
Lineage: Eukaryota; Metazoa; Chordata; Actinopteri; Syngnathiformes; Callionymidae
Gene: pidd1
Product: p53-induced death domain protein 1
Exons: 15
Coding region: 167-3160 (997 amino acids)
Biological process (GO): signal transduction; apoptotic process; DNA damage response
Molecular function (GO): protein binding
Source: RefSeq, a predicted model, not a curated record
UCAAAAACAGUGCCAUGAGGAAGUGAGAAAAUCUGAAGUCAAGCUUGUGGUAAGGUGAAGUUAGCUUAACUCAUUUACUUCUACGAACAUGUCGUAGCACGGCACGAUCAACGUUAAAAAGAAAGGGUUGUACGGUACUUGAAGGAAACGUCCAAGUGUGUUCUCCAUGAAGACAAACGACGAUGAUCCAGCAUCGGAUGAUAGAGAUGGAGAGAGAGCAAAAAUCGAAACGACAGACGGAUACGAGGAGGGCAGAGUGGAAAAGACAAUCAAAAGUGGAACGCCAGACUUGUCUUUGGACUUGGUGGAUCAUCUACCUCGGGAGGAAGUGGCCUGUCAGAUGGACGUCAUCAGAAGAAUGUUAGCGAAAGCCAGCGUCCAACAGUUCGAUGAUGAUGUGGAACAAGAUGAGGUACCUGUCUCCCCCUGCAGUCCCGCGAGCACCCGCGUGCCUUCAACAACGAGCUUUACAUCCUCAAACGUCCCCCUUGAUAUGUGCUUCACUUCGUCUUCGUCAUCUUCUCCCGUUGUGAGUCUGAGUCCUCCGCUGCCCCCGUCCAAGGACCUCUGGUCAGUGCUGACCCAAACCAGUUUGGUCCUUGAUGUGUAUCAGGGCGGUGCAGGUGCCCUGACUCAGAUUUGGAGUUGUGUUCCCGAGGAUCUAAAGGGCAUCAGGACUGUUAGACUCGGCUCUGAGGAUCAACCAGGGCUGGACAGUGCUUUGUCUGUCCUUCCCAAUCUAACGCUUCUAACCUCAGUGUCUAUCCGAGGAAAUCGUUUCCAUGACUCACAGGGUGACCCCUUACCCGGCCUGCUUACAUGCUUGCCGUCAUCGUUUUCACGCCUUUCACUCCUGGUGCACUUGGAUCUCUCCUUUAACCAGCUCUCCUCCCUGCCAACCUGUUUGCUCAGCCUACCUUUGCUGUCCACCUUGCUCCUCUGCUGCAACCGCCUUGCAGCUUUGCCUCAUGAUAUUGACAGGCUGUCCAGCCUCACCUCUCUUUCUGUCAUGGGAAACAAACUGGUCUCUCUCCCUCCGAGUCUGGGUGCGCUGAAAGCGUUGAAGACACUUUGCGUUUCAAAUAACCAUCUCCAGCAACUUCCGAAUGAAAUUGGCGGUCUGGGAGAGCUGACCACGCUGGAUUUGUCCAACAAUAAUCUAAAGCAGCUGCCAGAGACCAUGGGCUCUCUGUUGUCGCUCAGGAAUCUGGUCAUCAGCAGCAACAACCUCCGCCAGGUCCCAAACUGUCUGACUAAGUUACCUCUUUUGAAAAUGGACACACUUGACAAUCCAUUAGGAAAACCACCAACGCCUCCUCCCCUUCCUCCGGCCAAAUUGGAGGUGGAAACUAAAAUUCCAGAGUGGCAUGUCCGAUUUGAUGAGCACAGUUUCAGUGUCACGUCUGCAGGGUGUCAUGUUUUCCUCCCUGGAGGCUCGGAGCUACUGUUCCCCCCUGGAUGCCUGCAGACAACCACAGAAGUCAACUGGGCUGAAAAAAGGCCCUACAGAAAGUUGGUCCAUCUUCAGGAGCACGAAAUUCUACUCAGUCGUCCGCUGGAACUUCAGCCACAUGGAAUUAAGUUUCUAAAACCAGUGCAAGUGUGUGUGUCCCAUCGUCGGGUAAAAAAAAGGGAUGUUGUCGUUCGGCGGUUCGAUGGGCAGUCAUGGAGCACCCUCCCAACUGUUCGGAAAAGAGGAAGCGAAGGUCACAGCAGUCACCCCGGAGGUCGUCCUGCCAGGCUCGCCUGCUGCACAGUUCUUCAGUUCUCCUGGUUCAUGGCUGUGGCUUGUCCAAUGAAGGACACAUGCUCUUUGACUGCGGAAAAAAACCUUCUGGUAUCUUCCUUUCACCCUGGAAUCAAGCUUCACUUCUUACCGGACUCCACGAUUGAACAACGAACUAUAACUUUAGAGGUGGUAGAUGUUGCUGUGCAUGAGGUGCAGGACCUCUGUGGUGACCCUGGCGUCAGCGUCAGCCCCCUGCUUUGCCUCUCGCAGUCGUCCAGUGCUGACUUCCUGCGGCCAAUCAAAGUUCAGCUGCCUUUACCACCUGGGGUUACAGGGCGAACACUUGAACAGCCACAACAGAGGUCUUGUUUACAUGUGCUCCAUGGUGAUCCUGUUGCCCAGACCUGGAUAGAUAUCACUUCCUCUGUGUCUCUCACUUUUGACCACCUAUAUGCCUUUUUCUACAUCACACAUUUUUCCUGGUAUUGGUUGUGGUACACCACCAAGACCAACGUUUGCGGGGUGGUUAGAAAAAUAUAUCAGAAGUUAAAACUAUUUAAAGUCCAGUUCCUUGUCCUCCAGCGGAAGAGUGACCCAUUUCAAGUCUUGGUGCAGUGUUUACCUUCCAGCAAGGUGGAAAGCAGACUGCAGUCGCUGUCUCGGAAAUAUGAUGGACCCCAACCCACAGACCAGUGUGGCCUACUGGAGGGAGAACAGUUCUUUGCUGGCUUUGAAAAGGGCUUAGACAUCAGCUCAGACCGACCGGACUGCAUGGAGGGCAGACUCAGUUUUGUGUUCUACUCCAGCAUGGAUAAUGUCAAAGAGAUUUGCAUCUCUCCUGCAGAAGGUGUGGCUGUUCCUGUGAGGGGACAAGUCUCUUUUUAUCGAGGAGAGAUGCCUGAAGAUCUGCCAGAAGAAGUAUCAAGAACGCGCCGAGGGCCCGACAAUCAAUGGCUAGCAACUUUACCACUUAAACUACCGGCUGUGAACUCAGAGAACAACUACGUAAUGGAAGAGUUCCAGCGUCCUCUGAACCUCGGGGACCCUGAGACCGGCUUCCUGACAGAAACUAACCUUCUGACCAUAUCUCAUCGGAUUGGACCGGACUGGCGUGUUAUCGGACUCAACCUUGGCUUAAGCUACCAGGAGUUGAACCGCAUGGAAUACAGAUACAAGGGCGAUCUUGGAGGACUGGUGCUGGACAUGUUGUUCACCUGGGCCCGUAGACAAGAGAACUCAGGUCCUGGCGCUCUGAAGAGGCUCGUGGACGCCAUGGAGAAAAGUGAAAGGAAAGACAUUGCAGAUGAGAUCGAGGACAUCGUCAUUCUAGGAAGGGAAAAAUACAAUGAGUCCAUAAAGAGAGUCGGGCUUGAGGGUGAGGGCUCGUCUCGUGCUGAGACACGGCAGCAGACAAUCUCAAGUGUGACUUAACCUUUGUCAGGUGUUUCACUCUCUGCUGUUUAACAAAAACUGUUACAGACUGCUGAAAAUGCUUUGCACUAAAGGCCAGUUUUGUUUUUUGUAAGACAGCACAACAGAACUGGAAUGAUGCUUUUUUUGUCUUUUUAUGUAAAUGAUUUGUAGCUAUUUAUUCAUCUUAUCAAUGAUAUUAUGUGCCAAUGUUUAAAAACAUGACUGCCUUUCUUUGACAUGAGUCACAUGUCUGAGGACGCAUUUGUCUUGGACUAUGGUUUGUAUUCUAGCACAUGUAGAGCUAGAAAAGCACUCUGUGAAUGCAGACCUGAGACACGCCACUCAUUUGCAUCCAAACUGUGAUUUUGUUUUUAACAGUAUCAUUGUCCUACAUGCAUUUUACCAAUAUAUUUCAUGUUAAAUAUUGUGAGUUUAAUGAGUGCACAUGGACAGCAGAUGGCUGAAGUGCUACAGAGUACUGCACAUUAUAAACGCAAAGAAGAUGUUGCUUUGUAGGAAGUGAAUUAGAAAACCGUAGAUAAAUCUCCUUUUAAUCGCCAUUGUUAAAUCAUACAAUAACUUUGCAUUUUAUGAUGUGUUAAAGCACUUUUUCUAUCGAUGGGUUUUGCACUCCUUAUUUCUCAUUAUAUGCAGAACAUUCCAACACAAAAAGCACAGAUUCUUUAGAUUUUGUAUAACGUGUCUAAAGAAAUACUGAGUAUAAGAUUAGUCAAUGUUUUUUGAAAAGAAAGAAAAUCUAACAGAAAAAGCAAUCUGAAACAAUAUGCGUCAGUUAAAUGAAUCAGAACCCUUUACCCUUUACGGCUCUACUUCAUCUGCACAAGAGAGCAUCAGUUGACUUUUAUACGACAGAGAACGGCAUCUGAGUG